This is a messenger RNA of Pseudozyma hubeiensis SY62, 1290 nucleotides long. RefSeq lists its product as hypothetical. NCBI's taxonomy places the organism in Eukaryota, Fungi, Basidiomycota, Ustilaginomycetes, Ustilaginales, Ustilaginaceae. Bases 1 to 1290 code for a protein of 429 amino acids. The record is from RefSeq and is a predicted model, not a curated record. The transcript has a single exon. Gene Ontology annotation, molecular function: RNA binding. Gene Ontology annotation, cellular component: catalytic step 2 spliceosome.
AUGAGCUCCCCUGCUUCGUCGGAUUGCAGCCUGGAGAGCGGUGAGUGGAACGAUGAGGACCAGUCGUUCUACUUUGAUACCCGUCCGACGCCGUAUGAGUGCUUUGAUCCGGAUCAAUCAUUCGAAGGCUACCAACACAUCCUUACGACCCCGCGUGUCAUUCAAGGGGCGUCCGGGGCACCCUCAACGGCAGAGCCUCUGGGUAGCAUUCGCGAGGUCGAGGAGCAGGCACAGCACGCUCAGCAGCAGCGCGUGGAACGACAUUGCUUCAACUGCGGCGAAGGCAAUCACGCCGUGGCGCAAUGUCGUCAUCCCAAGGACCCCGAGCGCAUCCGCCGGAGUCGACUCGAAUUCAACGAAAGCAAAGCCGGGUGCGAUGACGACGCGACUGGCGACAUGAAUGCACACGCAAGAUUGCAUGAACAGAUUGCGUGGGUGGAGCAAAGACUUCGAUGGCUGGACGAGUUUGUGCCAGGCAAGCCCAGCCCAGCCCUUAUUGAUGCACUUUCCUGGCCUUCAGACGGUGAUAGUAGGGAAGAUGGGUACGGUGGGUCAGCAGCAAAUUUGCCUUACCUGCACAGGAUGCUCCUGUGGGGGUAUCCACCCGGCUGGGUGUCGUCGGAGGAUCCGAUCGAGCAAGUCAGACAGCGGAUUCAGGUCGAUUCUCAAUGGAGUUCUCUCGACGUGUUGGGUGGCUUCGAUGUUGCACCUUUGGGAGCAAGUCAGCGCCAUACGUCAGCAGAGAUAUCUGCCAAGACAGCACCGGACGGAAAUGCUGGCACCAAGCCAAGGAGAUGGGUCGACUAUCGGACCGAUCUGUUCGACAGCCAGAGGCUGCAGACGUUCGAUACCUCGUUUCGCGCGCCUCUGCCCAAGAUGCCAAAACAAAAGGUCAAUCCUCUUCCGACCGGACGGGAUCAGCCAGGGAUUGGUAGACGCUCUCCAUCUUCCAGGGGCGUGCCGCAAACACGGAUUGAAGGGGCGUCAGAGCGGUCCCGGAAGACCGAGGAAGAGGAUCGGGCCGCUCUGUGGAAUCGAUUGCUGUCCGAGCGAUCUCCUUCGCCGCCUGAUCACCAUGUCGCCAGGGAAUCGAGACGGGCACCCGCGCAUAUCGAUCGCCACCACCCAUAUGCAUCUCCUUCUCGUUCUGUGCCAGCACCACCACCACCGUCCGAGCCUGCUCCCUUACCUCCCUCUCCCCCUCCCCCAGCACCGUCCUUGUCCCACCCUUCAUCACCUCCAGCCCGGAUUCAACGACAACUGUCUCCAAUCCAAAGCACUCCAAUGUAA